AAGAGUUUGAGUUGUCUCGCCACGUUUCCAUUGCACGCUGUCGUAGCCGCCUCGCAUUAGCAGGGCACAGUGGACAGAUCUUCAGCGAGUUGCAUCAGCAAGAGGAGAAAAUCUGUCUGGGGGUCGGGUUACACUACACUCAGUGGAGCUGAGCUCACGAGUACCCCAAAAGUAAAUCGCCAGCAACACAGCCUACUACCAAAAUAAGCUGAAACUAGCUCUAAUUGGACAGAGUUUGUUUGGACAAGAGGUGUACUCCAACCUACGGAAACAAGGCCAUAAGGUGGUGGGCGUGUUCACAGUUCCAGAUAAGGAUGGCAAGGCAGACCCCCUGGCGCUGGCGGCGGAGAAGGACGGCACGCCGGUGUUCAAGUUUCCGCGCUGGCGCGUGAAGGGCAAGCCCAUCCCCGAAGUGGUGGAGGCCUACAAGGCGGUGGGCGCCGAGCUCAACGUCAUGCCCUUCUGCUCGCAGUUCAUCCCCAUGAACGUCAUCGACAACCCCAAGCACGGCUCCAUCAUCUACCACCCCUCCAUCCUGCCCAAGCACAGAGGGGCCUCUGCCAUCAACUGGACUCUGAUUGAGGGGGAUAAGAAGGCUGGCUUCUCCAUAUUCUGGGCUGACGACGGGCUGGACACUGGCCCCAUCCUGCUGCAGAGGGAAUGUAAUGUGGAGCCCAACGACACUGUGGACACCCUUUACAACCGCUUCCUUUACCCAGAGGGCAUCAAGGCCAUGGUGGAGGCUGUGAAUCUGAUUGCGGAUGGGAAAGCACCUCGGGUGACCCAGCCUGAGGAAGGAGCUUCAUACGAGGGCAUCCAGAAGAAGUCCAAUGCCAAGGUGAAUCUGGCCCAGUCGGCUGAGGCCAUCCACAACUGGAUCCGCGGUCACGACAAAGUCCCUGGAGCCUGGACCGUCAUCGAUGGACAGACGGUCACUCUGUAUGGCUCGUCUCUGCUGGGCGGCUCGGUGCCUAAGGGUCAGCCUCUGGAGGUGGAGGGCGCAGCUCAGCCCGGACUCAUCACCAGCGGAGGGCUCGUCCUCUUUGGAACCGACGGCAAAGCGGUCCAGGUGAAGAACCUGCAGUUUGAGGAUGGGAAGAUGAUUCCUGCCUCCAAGUACUUCUCCUCCGGAGAGAGCAGCAGUGUGGAGCUCACCGACGAGGAGAAGAAGAUGGCUGAGGAGAUCCGGGCCAUCUGGAAGGGAAUCUUGAGCAACGUCGCAGCCAUCGAGGACACAACCGACUUCUUCAAGUCCGGGGCAGCCUCUAUGGACGUGGUGAGGCUGGUGGAGGAGAUCAAGCAGAAGUGCGCUGGUGUGGAGCUGCAGACGGAGGAUGUGUACAUGGCCACCACCUUCCAGGAGUUCAUCCAGGUGUUUGUGCGCCGCCUCAGGGGGGAGGACAUGGAGGAGGAGCUGGUUAUCGAUUACGCAAUUAAAGAAGUGAACAACAUGACUGUGAAGAUGCCAUACCAGUGUUUCAUCAACGGCAAGUUUGAGGACGCAGAGAAUGGCAAGACUUGUGACACCAUCAACCCCACAGAUGGCUCUACGAUCUGUAAGGUGGCGUACGCCUCCGUAGGGGAUGUGGACAGGGCCGUGGCAGCCGCCAAGGACGCCUUUGAGAUAGGACCAUGGGGCAAGAUGAACCCCCGCGACCGUGGCAGACUACUCUACAACCUUGCGGACCUGAUGGAGCAGCACCAAGAGGAACUGGCCACCAUUGAGACCAUUGACUCCGGCGCCGUAUACACACUGGCCCUCAAAACACACGUGGGCAUGUCCAUCCAGACAUUCAGAUACUUUGCUGGCUGGUGCGACAAAAUUCAGGGCACAACGAUACCCAUCAACCAGGCCAGGCCCAAUCGCAACCUGACCUUCACUAAGAAGGAGCCCUUGGGUGUGUGUGCUAUAGUUAUCCCCUGGAACUAUCCCCUUAUGAUGCUGGCUUGGAAGAGUGCUGCCUGUUUAGCAGCUGGAAACACACUUGUCCUGAAGCCUGCUCAGGUGACCCCUUUGACGGCGCUGAAGUUUGCAGAGCUGGCUGCCAAGGCUGGCAUCCCCAAAGGUGUCAUCAACAUCGUGCCUGGCUCAGGUGGCUUGGUUGGCCAGAGGAUGUCCGAUCAUCCUGACAUCCGUAAGCUGGGCUUCACUGGCUCCACUCCCAUUGGCAAACAGAUCAUGAAGAGCUGUGCGGUCAGUAACCUGAAGAAGGUGUCUCUGGAGUUGGGCGGGAAAUCCCCUCUCAUCAUCUUCAGCGACUGUGACAUGGACAAGGCCGUGCGCAUGGGGAUGAGCUCAGUAUACUUCAACAAGGGGGAGAACUGCAUCGCUGCAGGCCGCCUGUUUGUAGAGGAGUCUAUCCAUGACGAGUACAUCAGCAGAGUGGUGGAGGAGAUCAAGAAGAUGAAGAUCGGUGACCCCCUGGAUCGCUCCACAGACCACGGCCCCCAGAAUCACAAAGCCCACCUGGACAAGCUGGUCGAGUACUGCGAAAUCGGGGUCAAGGAGGGGGCCACGCUGAUUUAUGGGGGGCGACAGGUGCCAAGGCCAGGUUACUUCAUGGAGCCCACAGUGUUCACUGAUGUGGAGGAUCACAUGUUCAUCGCCAAAGAAGAAUCCUUUGGGCCAGUCAUGGUGGUGUCCAAGUUCAAAGAUGGGGACGUUGAUGGCGUGUUGAACCGAGCGAACGACACAGAGUUUGGCCUGGCAUCCGGUGUGUUCACGCGGGACAUCAACAAGGCUCUCUAUGUGAGCGAGAGGCUGGAGGCAGGAACCGUCUUCAUCAACACCUAUAACAAGACUGACGUGGCCUCGCCAUUUGGUGGCUUCAAGCAGUCCGGCUUUGGGAAGGACCUCGGAGAGGAUGCUCUUCAUGAAUACCUCAGGACCAAAGCAGUGACUGUGGAGUACUGAGCCCAGAUUCCUCUGUGAACUUUUCCUAUGGUGGCAAAUCAGCGUAUGCUGGUUGGAUCUGCUGGCAGUUGAUCUAGGAUCUCAGCUCUGGCUUCGCUAAUGGCUUGGGUUCAAGCUGAGGGAAAAAGCUUAGUCUGCGACUACGUUGAUGUGCCUACACCUUUUUUUUUUUUUAAAGAACACGGAAAAAUCAAGAACACUCUUUAGAAAACCCUCUGUUCUGUUCUGUUCCAGGAACUUUGUUCUGCUUUCUCACUUAUCCCAAACCACAUUGGAGUGAAUCCACUCUCUCAAAUUUCUCAAGAGAAAUGGAACGUGCCAUCAUGUUACAAGAUUCAGAGCGUUUUUAUAGAAAAAUAUAUAUGAAGUCAUGUUUUAAUGGACCGUUACCGUACAGUGUGAACAUCAUAUUUUAUCACCUUGGAUGUAAUUUAAAAUAAUAUAUUUGACACGUUAUGUGCCCAUUUGAUGGCUUUUAACAAGUUAUCAGAUGUUUAGAGAUUUUUAAACAUUACCAGCAUUUUACAGGUUGAACUCACUUUAGUAGUACAGGCCCCCUCCAUUGUAGUGUUUUCUAAAAGAAAUCUAAGUCUGUGUAAAUAUUUUAUUUGGGGAGAAUAAAUGCUGCAGUCUAGUGAUUGCUGAAAGUGUU
This is a messenger RNA of Alosa alosa (allis shad), 3566 nucleotides long. It is a transcript of the gene aldh1l2, whose product is annotated as aldehyde dehydrogenase 1 family, member L2. Gene Ontology annotation, cellular component: cytoplasm. Gene Ontology annotation, biological process: one-carbon metabolic process; biosynthetic process; 10-formyltetrahydrofolate catabolic process. The transcript has 23 exons. Gene Ontology annotation, molecular function: formyltetrahydrofolate dehydrogenase activity; aldehyde dehydrogenase (NAD+) activity. NCBI's taxonomy places the organism in Eukaryota, Metazoa, Chordata, Actinopteri, Clupeiformes, Clupeidae. Bases 455 to 2914 code for a protein of 819 amino acids. The record is from RefSeq and is a predicted model, not a curated record.